AUGACAUCCUGGGCCAGACCGGCAUUCGCCUUCCCAUCGUCCUCGUCCUCGUCCUCGUCUUUCGACCCCAGCUCGCCUCUAUCUGUGUCUCCCGCAGAAACGGCCCUGUUGGUGAUCGACUACCAGAACCUGAGCAUGGCACGGCUCGGCGACGCCGGACCCAGCGUGGUCAAGAUCGCGAGCCAGAUGCACGACUGGGCCCUCCAGCGCGGCAUGAGUGUGUUUCAUUGUCUGAUCGAUACGGCUCCAGGCGUGCGUCCACCGGCUUGGAGCAAGUUGGCUGGGAAAUGGAAGAUGUUUUAUCAGGAGAAACUGGCCAAGGAGGCCUGGUUGGGCUGGGAGGUUGAAGGUCUUGCGCCGAAGGAUGACGGUGGUGAGACUGGGAAGGAUACUGUUAUGAGUAAUAUUAGUGGCCGUGCGGGCGGUGGUCCUGGUUCUGGUCCUAGAAUUGCACCAUUCGAUGCUGGCGGUGUUGGCGUUGCGAUGGGGAAUAUCAAUAAGCCUGGGAUCUUUGAGCACGCAGAGGCCCAGACCCAAGCUCAAGCUCGAGAUCGAGAAAUAACCGUCCUGCGUCAACCGGGACUGUCACUUAUUCUCUGCGGGAUCACCACGUCAGGAACGGUGUUGAGUACGGCCCGCGCCGCGACGGAUCGCGGUUUCAUCGUCACCGUAGUUGAGGAUGCUUGUUUCGACCUCGUCCCGGGAUUGCAUGCCAUGCUGGUCACACAUGUCUUGCCGACCACGGCGCAUGUCGCGACGUCGGGGGAGAUCAGGGAUGCGUGGAAGGUUCUUUGA
This is a messenger RNA of Capronia coronata CBS 617.96, 795 nucleotides long. RefSeq lists its product as uncharacterized. Lineage: Eukaryota; Fungi; Ascomycota; Eurotiomycetes; Chaetothyriales; Herpotrichiellaceae. The record is from RefSeq and is a predicted model, not a curated record. The coding region runs from base 1 to 795 and encodes 264 amino acids. The transcript has 2 exons.